This is a messenger RNA of Wickerhamiella sorbophila, 1467 nucleotides long. RefSeq lists its product as hypothetical. Bases 1 to 1467 code for a protein of 488 amino acids. The record is from RefSeq and is a predicted model, not a curated record. The transcript has a single exon. NCBI's taxonomy places the organism in Eukaryota, Fungi, Ascomycota, Dipodascomycetes, Dipodascales, Trichomonascaceae.
AUGUUAAGACGACUAGCUCGGCCCCGAAUAAAUACCUGGGGCAUACGAGCGGUAUCGUCUGUACCAUUAAAACCACUGGUGGAGGGUGCUUGGGUACCUGCACCGGCACGAAUAGCCCAGCUACAAAAGUGCGCUGAUCUGGUUGCAGCAGAAAAGUUUCGUGCGUCCCGCAAGAUUUUGGCCCAAGCGGGUAUCGAACCAUUAGCCCCGGACAAUACGGCAGUUGUGUGUGCCUUAAUAGAGUCUGCGUUGUCGGAACGACUGUACCAACUGGCGGCAGUGUUCUAUAUUCGAUUCUACAAACUGUAUUCUAUCCCUAACCGGUACCUGAAAACUUUGGUCGAUGGACUGACUCGAUAUGAUCCCAAGUUGACGCCGCUCCACAUCAAGACCCUGAGCGAGUUGCAUCACGAAUUAGGAUCCAGCAUCAAGAUGGAUGCGUUCCAAAAGCUGAGAUUUCUCGAAUCGAGUCUGGCAGUGCAAAAGUCCGACGCUAGACAGGUCUUCACCGCCUACGCCUUGGCAGAAAAGAUCGAUGGCGCCAAGAUUCCCGACGUUGUGAUGCAGCCGCUAAUAAAAUUCUUUGCCUCGAAAGAGGAUUUCGGCAAAAUCGCCCAGAUCUGGAACUAUUUAUGCACAAACUACCAGGACACUUAUUUAUCCCAUACCGACAUCGUAUUCCCCCUGUUGGUUUUAUUUCUUCGUCGUAAAAGGUUUCGACGGCUCUCUUUGGAAAUUGCUCACGCAUGUCUUAGUCGAGUAGCAGACAAUCCGCAAUACGCUCUCGGGGUGGCCGAAACCGCUCGAGUCGCCCACGACCUAGCUUUGGCUGAAAAACUGCGGACCGAGCUCAAAGACAACCUGCCCCGCCCUGUGGUCGGCCAGCUGAUGUGCUUAUAUGCCAAUGCCGGCGACUACAAACAGAUGGCCGACAUGGUCUCGCGAAUGGAGAACGGAAAGUUCACUUCUGUGGAGCUGGGCUCGCUAGUGAAGCACUAUCUCCAGGUUGACGUUGACCAGGCGUUUGAAAUCAUAGACAAAUUUUCAGGAGCCACCAAGUACAAGGUCGCAGCGUACACUGCAGUCUGUGACCAUGCGAUCGGCAAUAAGGACUUGGACCAGUUCAAACGGUACCUGGACUACAUUCAACGAGACGCCGGGUUUGAUGCCCACGGACUGUGCACGAAUUUGCAGCUGAAGUGGGACUCACAGCAUGAAGGGUUUGCUCGAGCCAAGCGAAGCUACCUAAAUCGCAGUCUGACCGGCCGAAUUGACUCCAAGCAGCGCAAGAUCGCUCUGAACAUUCUUAUGGACUUAAUUAUUGAACAGCAUCUUUCGGAGGGUGCCUUGGUGUGGCUUGAAUCGGAGUAUCGGCGUCUGCACAUCCCCGUCGGCCAAUUCCACAAGCGACUUAACGCCCGCAUGGCAUCCAAGGAAAAAAAAAAAUUUAAACUAAGGUUGAGAUGA